AUGGAAAAAAAUAAAUUUCAGGAGCUCUGGCAAACCUAUAUUUGCCCUGAACGAAAACUCAAAAGAUUUAAAUAAGCAAAGGACAAGAAAAGAUACAUUAAAAAGGCUUAUCCUCUUGAAUUCGGACCUGAUGGCAAGACCUUACUGUAAAGAGGACCAUGGACAUAGUAGGAAAAAGAAAUUUAUUUAUAAAUUUGCUAAAAUCAUUAGAAAGAAUGUCUAUCAAACCAAACCAAAGAACUAUUUUAGGAAAUACUCCAAUUAAUACCAACUAGAAACCUUACCCAACUCAAAGGUUAUCAUAAUAAUCACAAUCCUUUCCAAACCAUUAUAAUUAAAGAGAGCAAAAGAAUCAGAAGAACUAAAUUUCAAAUGAGUCAAGAAAAACUGAAAGAGUUUGCCUUAAAAAACAAAAAGAAAAGGCAAAUUAAAUAAUUAGAGAAACUUUCCAACCUUAAUAAUCAAAUCAUCACCCAAGAAACAUAAAUUAUUCAAUUUAAAUUGGAUGAUGACAAACAAAUCGAAAUAAAGGUCUUUAUAAAUACCGAUCUAUUAUUGAAUCUCAACUAUACAGAAGAUGUAAAAUUAGAGAAAGAUGAAAUUAAAACUGAGAAUUUAGAAAGUGGAAUCUAAGAAGGAAAAGAAUAACUUUGUUAAUAGAAGACCUAAAAAGAUAAAAUUGUAGUUAAACUACGUAACCAACAAGAAAUAAAAGUUGAGAACGUAGAAGACGAACCUUCAUUGAUUAAUAAGGCCAAAUAAAUUGUUUUUAAGGAAUUAAUUUGUUUUAUAGAAUUAGAAAACAAAUAAAAUAAACGAUUGUUUAGAGAACUAAAGUAAUUUCAACCAAGAGAGAAACACUAUAGAUAAUUAGUUAAUUUCAAACAACCACACAAAGAUGAUGUGCCUCAGAUUGAAUAAAAAUAAAACAAUUAGAAAGAUGAAUAAUAAAAAAAAGAUAAAAAAGUUUAAUAAUAGAUCACCUAACCAAUCAAUACUUAAAAUUUAUAGGAAGUUAGAUUAUCUCCAGAAAAAUAACAGAAAGCAUAGAUCCAAACUAAUAGAAUUAAAAAUAGUGUUGACUAAAAAUUAAUUAUUGUGGAAAAUUAAGAAUAGACAAAUUAAAAUCCGAAUUACAUUCAAAUUAUUGAUAAUAAUCAUAAUCAAUUUGAUUAAUAGCAGAUUAAACAAUCAAAUAGUUUGAUUAAGUCAAAAAAGAGAUCUUUGAGUUGGUAAGAAAUUCAAGUAAUUGAAAUACCUUAAGAUGUUUAAAAUGGAUAAGAGAAACCUAAUAAAGAUGAAAUAAAUUAAUAGUUUUAAGAAAAUUAAGAAGUUGAUGAUUAAUCAGAAAAUGAUAAUAAAAAAUCUAGAUAAAAAUUAUAAUAGUUAAAACAAAUACAAAAAUAGAUUAAAAGAGAAAAGAAGGUUGAAUUAGAAAAAUAAAAAUCAUAAGAAUUGGAAAGAUAAAGAGAAAUAGUAUUAGAAAAAGAAAUUUAAAUAGAGCUAGAAAAGGAGAGACUAAGAUAGAUAGAGAGAGAUAAAUAACAAGAAAUUUAGAGAUAUAAAAAAUUGGAAUAAUAAAAAGAAAAAGAAAAGUCAAGAGAGAAGAAGAAAGAGAAGCGAUUAUAGUUUUGUAAUGAACAUGAUAGAAAAGAAAGAAACAGAACUAAAAAUAGAGAGCUUAAAUCACUUUAGUAAUUAAGUUAAUAAUAAAAUAAAACCAAUAACAAAGAACCAAAGAAAGCAAAGCCCUAAAAUAAUUAAAGCCAAAAAUCCUAAGGAUAAAUUCAUCAUAUUAAAAAGUAAUCGGGUGAACAAAUGGCAGAAAAUCAAAAUUAAUAAUAAUAAGAAUUAAAUCUUCCUUCUUAUAUCCCUCAUCCAUAUUAAAUACCAAUGCUUGAUCCAAUCUAGUAAUAAUAAUAAUACUAUAUGAAAUAACUUUAAGGGAGUUAAUUCUUUGCCGUUAAGGAUUGCUAUUAGUAACUACAAUUCACUGAAGGAUAAUAUUAAAAUUAAUAAGAGUUAAAAAAUUAAAACAAAGAUUUAAGUAAACCAGAUAAUAAUCCUUAAUUUUCUUAAAUGAUUCCAAUUCAAAUUUAAAAUUACCCUUAAUAAGACUAAGCUAUUUAAUAAUCCUAAGCGCAAGUACCAUUUUAGCCACAUUCUCCCUACAUUGGUAAUCCAUACUUUUAUCCGUAAUUUAUGCCUGUUAGACAAGUUCAAUAGUAACUAUAAGAUGGAUAAUAGAAUUCGAAUAAAGAACAAUAUCAAGUGGAAAUGAUGUAUGUUUUUCAAGAAGUCCCAUAAAAUUUUGAUCCAAAUUGCUUUUUUUAAUUUUCCCCAUAGAGUUUUGUGUCUAUCCCUGGAGGCUCCAAGUUAGGGGAUGCUCUUAAAUGA
Messenger RNA from Paramecium tetraurelia, 2397 nucleotides. RefSeq lists its product as uncharacterized. The record is from RefSeq and is a predicted model, not a curated record. The transcript has a single exon. Lineage: Eukaryota; Ciliophora; Oligohymenophorea; Peniculida; Parameciidae.